Molecule: messenger RNA, 467 nt
Organism: Colletotrichum navitas
Lineage: Eukaryota; Fungi; Ascomycota; Sordariomycetes; Glomerellales; Glomerellaceae
Exons: 1
Coding region: 64-234 (56 amino acids)
Source: RefSeq, a predicted model, not a curated record
CCCAUCAGCACCACCAUACCCGUCAACAUCAUCCAUUCUUCCUCGUCCCUACCACCCACCCAGAUGCAACUUUCUGCUUCACUAAAUAAUUCAGAUGCGCUGGAUUCGUCUGUGACAUCCACUGCUUCGCCAGCCUCGAUUUGCGCGCGUCGACUAGCCUCGAUAUUGGCGAACUUCGUGUUGGGACUUAGCUGGACCUUUUUCCUCUUGCUCUGUCGCCGCGUAUCUAGCUAAGAUCGCAGUUCCUGAUUUUCAUGCUCCAAGACUGCUAGUCUAUAGGCCAUUUCACUAUAUCCCUUUUAGACCUUUCUACAUAGGUGGCAGCGAGUGUAGAUGUCAUGGGUAUCUUGCACCAGUUAGUAAUAUAGGUGUAUCUGAUCCUCUAGAUCAGCAGGCUUGCACAGGGUCAACCAUAGGACUGCAGAUACAGCUUCAUCCCACUGCUGACUUCAUAGCUGUCUGUCUGG